CCCCUCCUCCCUCCCUCCCAGCCCAGCCCAGUCAGCCCCUGAUCAACACCCAAAAUGCCCCCUCCCAAAAUCGCCAUCAUCGGCGCCGGUCCCGCCGGCCUCUUACUCGCCCGUCUCCUCUACCGGAAGCAAAUCAACGUGAGCGUCUUCGAAGCCGAGGCGUCCCCGCACGCGCGAACCCAAGGAGGGACGCUCGACCUGCAUCCCAAGACCGGUCUCGCGGCGCUCAAAGCCGCAGAUCUCUACGAGGAGUUUCUGCACUUCGCGAGGUUCGAGUCCUCGUCUUUGACGAUCACGGAUAAACAUACCCAGCCGUAUUUCCAACUUCCGUCCGUGUUGGCGGGGAAUCCGGAGAUUGAUCGGGUGGAAUUGCGUGGGUUGUUGUUGGGGUCGAUCCCGGGGGAAGUAGUACGAUGGGAGCAUCGGUUUAGGGGGUUUGUUGUGGAUGGGGAGAGUGGGAAGGUGGAGGUACGGUUUGAGAAUGGGGUUGUGGAAGGGGGGUUUGAUUUGGUGGUUGGGGCGGAUGGGGCGUGGAGUCGGGUUCGAGGGGGAUUGAGUUCGGCGUCCUCUACGCAGCAGGAAGCUGUGGUAGAGCCGGAGUAUUCUGGGCUUGCGGGAUAUAAUAUGUCGAUUCCGAAUGCGAGGGAGAGGGCUCCGGGGUGUUGUGAGCUCGUUCGAGGGGGGAAUUUGUUUGCGUUUUCGGAUGGGAGGUCGAUUAUGGGGCAGAAGAUGGGGGAUGGGAGUAUUUAUGUUUCAGUUUGGGGACGGUAUUCAGAGGAAUGGGCUAGGGAGAAGAGAGGACUGGUGUUGGGCCUGUCUAGGGAGGAGAUCGUUGAGGAGUAUGUGGGUUGGAGUGAGGAGUUGUUGGACUUGAUUCGUCUGUCCGAGGGCAGUAUCCGCAUCAAUGCCUUCUAUAUGUUGCCGGUGGGGUUCAAAUGGACUCAUCGACCUGGGAUCACUUUGAUCGGGGAUGCAGCACAUCUGAUGACACCGGUUGCUGGCGAGGGUGUCAAUAUUGCUCUCGAAGAUGCCAUGCGUUUGGCGGAGGCCAUCACUAGUUCAUCUUCAACCCCUACCCGGGCAUUGGAUGAUUAUAUUGCAUCGUAUGAGAGAGAGAUGUUUAAACGAGCAUUCAGAGCGCAGAAACUGACGCAGAAAAUGAUGCAAUGCAUGUACUUCACCGAGGGAGCACCACGCACCGGGAUCGAAAACUGGGUGAUUGCCCGAGCGGCCCAUGACUGUCAUCCAGUUGCGGAACCAGUUGUGAGACCUUUUCUAAAGGCCGGGGUAUAUAGUCUGUACUUUGUCUUCAAGCGUUUUGUACGAUAA
Molecule: messenger RNA, 1329 nt
Organism: Aspergillus ibericus CBS 121593
Lineage: Eukaryota; Fungi; Ascomycota; Eurotiomycetes; Eurotiales; Aspergillaceae
Product: FAD-dependent oxidoreductase
Exons: 1
Coding region: 55-1329 (424 amino acids)
Molecular function (GO): FAD binding
Source: RefSeq, a predicted model, not a curated record